Molecule: messenger RNA, 453 nt
Organism: Ceutorhynchus assimilis (cabbage seed weevil)
Lineage: Eukaryota; Metazoa; Arthropoda; Insecta; Coleoptera; Curculionidae
Source: the annotation of a GenBank genome assembly
AUGUGUGAAAUGAGAGAAGCACCAGCUUUUACUGGCAAAAUGGUAUGUACCCAAUGUGUCCUGUGUAAUAUCGACCGGCUCGAGCUUCUAAUGCCCCGCUACGCCCUGAAAGGAGGCGACGUGUUCCUCAAGUGCGACCACAGCGUCCGGCUCGAGCAUCUACACAAAGUCGAGUGGAAAAAGGGAGAUGACAAAUUGUUCAUGUACGUGAAAGGCAGGACGCCACCGUUCAAGGCUUGGGAAAUACCUGGAGCGAAAUUAAAUUCUCCAAGUUUAUCAGUUUAUGAAUCGGAUUUUAUUAUUUUAAUCGAGGAAGUGAUUGAAUUGUGUCAACAUUUGCUGCAAAAUAAAAUUAGUAAGAAACAUUUUUGCGAUCAUUUGGAAAUAACACAUAUGGGUUUGGAGUCAAAUUUAUUCGCAAGACGUAUAGAAAAUAUGAUAUUUGAAGAAUAG